Molecule: messenger RNA, 1612 nt
Organism: Paramecium octaurelia
Lineage: Eukaryota; Ciliophora; Oligohymenophorea; Peniculida; Parameciidae
Source: the annotation of a GenBank genome assembly
AUGGGAAUUUGUAAAUCAAAAAAACAAAACCAUUCACCUCCAAUGGUGAAAAACCGAAAUGUAAAAACAGCUAAUACUGCUGAUAUUGUAAAAGAGAGUAGUCCCAAUAAUGUUGCAGCAGGUUCUCAACUAGUAUUUUCUCAAUAAGACUUCUUUUUAAGAAGUCAGGAACUAAUGACUCCAGAUAGAUUGAACACUGCAAAUAAAGGAAAGUUUUUUAAUACUUACACCUUGUUGAAUAACUUAAAAAGUCCCAACGAACAAAUACGACAAGUUUGUACUGUAUAACAUAAUUAAACCGGAGUUACGAAAAUUGGAAUUAUAUAAACCCAUCAUUAUAAACAAGCAGACUUAAUAAAGGUUCAAAACAAAAUACAAUAGCUUAAAAAAUUAGUAUGAAAUAUAUAUAUAUUAGGAUCAUCCAAAUAUCAUGUCCAUUUAUGAAUUUUUUGUUGAUUCCAAAUAAUUGUAUAUAGUGACUGAAAAUUAUGACGGUGGAUCCCUAUUUUCAAGAUUAAAAUCUGAGAACAAGGAAGAAUUAGUAACUAAAAACUAAUUGAUUUAAAUCUACUUCUAGUAAAUUUUUGCAGGUUUACAAUACUUACAUAGUAAUGGCAUAAAUCACAAGUAUUUGAAAUAUUCUAUAUAGAAAUCUCAAACCUGAGAACAUUCUAUUUUAAAGCUAACAAAGUUAACUGAUUAAAUUAGUUGAUUAUAGUAAUACAAGAGUGAAUAAAAAGGAUGACGACAUCCUUGAUCUUACUUAUCUAGCACCUGAGGUCAUUUAAAAAUAGGAAUACUCUCAGGCCUCAGAUAUCUGGUCUUGUGGAGUAUUACUGUAUGAAAUUUGGACAAGAUCCUAGCCUUUCAAGGGGGAUAACUACAAAGAGAAAAAGGAGAACAUCUUAAAAUGCAGAAUAACUAAAGAUGAAAAUUGGAAUAAUAUUCCACUUUAAGCUUAAAAGUUGAUUAAUUCAAUGCUGAAAAUUGAUCCAUGUAAGACUAUCAUCUAUAUUUAUUAGCUAAACGUUUAACUGCUGCUCAAUGCCUGUAGAAUGAAUAUCUCAAAAAUAUUGUAAGCUAUACUGAUAAAACUUUUGUUGAAGAUGUAUUUUAGAGAAUUUAACAAUACCAGUCAAAAUCUGAAUUUCAAAAAAUAUUGUUGUCAAUAAUGAUUAAUAAAUUGAUGGAUGAAAAGGAGAAGGAGAAACUAAUGGUUGCAUUUGAAGCAAUAGAUGAUAAUAAAGAUGGAAAGAUCACUAAAAGUGAACUCAAAAAGUUUUUAGCUUCAGAGAAAUAGAAGUCACUCACUGAGAAAAUAUUCUAAAUUUUAGAUUCCAAUUAAAAUGGAUAUAUAGAGUUUAACGAGUUUUUACUAGCCUCAUGCAAUACUGAUAAACUUAUCAAUUAAGAAAACCUCGAAUUACUAUUUAAAUUCAUUGAUAAAAAUUAAAGCUAAUAAAUAACCAUCAAAGAAUUAAAAUCCUUAUUCAUCGAAGCCAGAUUAACUGAUUAAGAAUGGGAACUGAUAUUUAAUCAAGGAGAUUUGAAUUAAAAUGGAAAACUUUCAUUUUAAGAAUUUUCUCAACUUUUAUAAUAAACUUCAAACUGA